Messenger RNA from Ilyonectria robusta, 1646 nucleotides. RefSeq names its product glycoside hydrolase superfamily. Gene Ontology annotation, biological process: carbohydrate metabolic process. The record is from RefSeq and is a predicted model, not a curated record. Gene Ontology annotation, molecular function: beta-glucosidase activity. Lineage: Eukaryota; Fungi; Ascomycota; Sordariomycetes; Hypocreales; Nectriaceae. Bases 1 to 1521 code for a protein of 506 amino acids. The transcript is spliced from 3 exons.
AUGUGGGCUCAGGCUGAGCAGGCCACCUUCUCUCAGCUCUCAGGGUCCAACUUUGCUGUAAAGAACCUCAGACUUCCCGCAGAUUUCGUAUGGGGUGCUGCUACCGCCGCUUACCAGAUCGAAGGGGCCGCUGCCCAGGAUGGCAAAGGCAAGUCGAUCUGGGAUACAUUCUCGCAUCUCAAUCCGUCGCGGACCAACGGUGAGAAUGCCGAUGUUGCCUGCGACCACUACAGCCGAUUUCAUGAAGACGUCAAGCUGAUGAAAUCACUUGGCAUGGAAACCUACCGCUUCUCUAUCGCCUGGUCUCGGGUCAUCCCCCUGGGCGGCCGCAAUGAUCCUGUCAACGACGCUGGUAUUGCCUUCUACAACCGCCUGAUUGAUGCCCUACUGGCCAACGGUAUCACACCUUCAGUCACUCUCUAUCACUGGGAUGCCCCCCAGGCGUUAUAUGACCGGUACAGAGCGUUCCUCAACACGACCGAAUUCCAGGCGGAUUUCAAGAGAUAUGCGCGCCUGUGUUUUUCGCACUUCGGUGACCGUGUUAAAUCCUGGGUCACCUUCAACGAGCCCUACAUCAUUUCCAUUUUCGGACACCUCAAUGGAAGCCUUGCUCCCGGGCACUGCGCGGAGGCUGGAACCGAUACCAAGACAGAGCCUUGGCGAGUUGGACACACCAUCAUUCUUUCCCACGCUGCGGUUGUCGACCUGUACGCGAAAGAGUUUCAGUCUUUGCAGAAGGGAAAGAUCUCCAUCGUCCUCAACGGCCACUUCUAUGAGCCUUAUGACGCGACCAAUCAGGCAGACAUCGACGCUGCCCAGAGGCGCCUUGAGUUUUAUAUCGGUUGGUUCGGCGACCCGAUCUUUUUGGGUAAAGAUUACCCGUCUCCUAUGAGGGAAUAUCUUGGUGCCCGGUUACCGAGUUUCACACACAAGGAUUUUCAGCUCCUUCAAGCCACAUGCUCUAUCAAUGCCUUCUAUGGCAUGAACCAUUAUUCAACAAAAUUCGCUCGUCAACUUACGGAGCCAGCAGCCCAAGACGAUUGGACAUGUAAUAUUGAAGAGUCGUCUAUAAAUAGCAAAGGCGAAGAGAUUGGGCCCGCGUCAAGCAUGCCAUGGUUACGGGUGGCUCCGAACGGGUUCCGAAAGCUGCUCUCCUGGGUCUGGGACAGGUAUCGCCUCCCUAUCAUGGUGACUGAGAACGGCUGCCCAUGCCCUGGCGAGAGUGAUGUCAAGAUUGCGGUUGACGACCGAUUCAGACAGAGAUACCUAGGUCUAUACCUGGACUCCAUCUCCCAAGCAAUCUACGAGGACGGCGUCAAGGUCGAGGGCUACUAUGUCUGGUCUCUUUUGGACAAUUUUGAAUGGUCUUCCGGCUAUGGUCCACGAUACGGAAUCGUCCACGUCAACUUCGUCAAUUUAAAGAGAGCUCCUAAAAAUUCGGCUUACUACCUCCAAGAGACCUUCAAAAAUCGCAGAAAGCCGGAGGGUGAAGUGCAAAGCAAGCAGACUUGUGCGACUUGAUAUGUUGAUGAAUACGCCUUGGAAUCCAAUCGAGAUAGGAUGUCCAGCACUAUCAUGAAGUCACCGCGGGCCCUGGGCGCAAGUGUCGACGGCUCUUGGAUGAUGGCCAGCAAACUGGUGCCGAC